GAUGCCACAGCACGUCGGCUUCAACUUCACCGCGCCAACGCCAUGUCACUCACGCCCUCCCAUCCGCGGACCAUGAGCCCAGCCUGGGGAAGCUCGCUCAAGCUCACUCCCACCCCCUCACCCUUCCACAAAAGCACCCCGUUGCGCUCGCCCACCAAACCCGCUCGCUGCGAAGCCAGUCUGGCCCUUCGCCAGAUUAUUGGAACGACUAUCCAUUCAGCCAAUGCCUUGGACAGCUUGCCCGCAGAGCGCUCCUUUGCAUUCACAGCCGGCGCUGCAGCUGUUGUUGCGAAAGUCGGUACCGAUCACCACAUCUCUCAGCGUUUCUUUCGCGCGCGCCCAACCACGAAUCCCAUAAACUCGUCCGCGUCGAUAUAUGGAGGCCCAUCUACCCCCACGCAAAACGAGAGCAGAAACCGUACUGCUGCGUCGUUGCGCGAUUCUGCCGCUGGCGCUUCUCCACUGGGCUCUCCCGCUCACGACUGGAAUGAAUCCCCCUCCAACAAAGCUUGGUCCAUCCGCGAGAGGAUCAAGACCGCUACAUGUGUAUCUUUUAGCCCAGACGGGAAGUUUCUAGCAGUAGGCGAGACAGGAUACAAACCGCGCGUACUCAUCUUCUCCCUAUCGUCCGAUACCCCAUCAGAUACUCCUCUCACUUCCCUCACCGACCACACUUUUGGGGUCAAAUGUCUCGCCUUCUCUCCAGAUUCACAAUACCUAGCAAGUCUCGGUUCCCCCAACGAUGGCUUCCUCUACAUAUGGAGUAUCAAUUCACGAACGGGGGCCGCCUCAUUACACUCCAGUAACAAGUGCACAAAUAAUAUUAACCGUAUGGUCUGGAUGGGUACCAGCUUGAUAACAGUCGGUACCAGGCACGUCAAGGUCUGGCGAAUAGAUGACCCAAAUUCGACCCCGCGGCUGUCCAAAAUUCGGCAGAGCGAAGCACCGCUCAUAUCCAACAGCACGCACAAAACCCUAGCGGGAAGAAAUUGCCUGCUCGAAAAUCUGCUCGACGCCAACUUCACAAGUGUGGCCGCCAUAACCCCUUCCAAAGCUAUUGUAUCCACGGAUAAAGGAAUUCUCUGUUUACUAGAUGAUAACGAUGGAAUGCAACGUCUAUCCAAAGUUAUGGAGGCAGGAAACCCCGUGACCUCUAUGGCGGUUGACUCUGAAAGGCGUUUGCAUUUGGCAAGUAACGCAGGGGGUCUGCGAACACUGACUGUCGAUGGGAUUGCCGAUACGACGACCUCACCACCGACGUCACCAUCUCGAGUGGACACCCCUGCGGUCUUGCUGAAUGCAGACGCAAGUACUGUCCAGGUUGUUGUCUCUCUGGAUGACUAUAUUGUAACCGUAGACUCACAGCGUUCGAUUCGCCUGUCACAUUCCUCCAAUUCCGAUGAUAAAGCCCUUGUGGGUGACGUUGUACAAAAGUUGGCAGCACAUGGUGGACCCGUACUUGGAGUAGCGACUCUUGAGAGGCCGAAUGUCGAGCAUGUCCACUUCUGUACGUGGUCUGUCGGAGGUUCAAUUUUGUUCUGGGGCAGGGAUGGGUCGUGCAAGGCUGCUAUUGAGGUUCCCCUCGAGCAGUUUGAGGCGGCUGAUAUUGAAACCAACGAGUUGAGGACCGUCCGCCCUUCUGCUGAUGCCAGUUUCCUCGUUACGGGAGACAAAUAUGGAAUCGUUAGAGUGAUAGACUAUGCGACGAAGAUGUGCGUGUAUGAAUCAAAAGCUCACUCUAGUGAAAUCACUAGCGUAGCUAUACAUGAGACCAGUGAGUCUGCGUAUAUUGCAACUAGCGCACGAGACCGUAUGGUCCAGAUCUUCCAAAGGACAGACAGUGAUUGGAACUUGAUGCAAACACUGGACGAGCAUGUCGGCGCCGUUACUGGUGUGGUUUUCUCCAGGAAUGGAGAACGACUUGUCUCCAUGAGCUCUGAUCGUACUGUUGUUGUCCGCGAGUUGAUGUCUGUCGAGGAGGGUAAGGGACCCAUGAAGGCCUUCCUCAUACGUCGAACCGUUAUCCUGAAGUCUUCGCCUGUCUCCAUGGCAUGGGAUAUCGAUCAAGACGACGUUUUACUCCUUUCGACCAUCGACCGCCAGGUUCACAAAUAUGAUUUACGCAACGGCCACUGCCUAAGUAGCUUCCGUGCAUCCGAUAGCGACGGAAGCGAUGCUGUCGUUCUUUCGUCUCUAUUGCACAUCCCACGGAUGUGGGGACCACCACUCAUUGCUGGUGUAUCUAGUACAGACAAAUCCAUUCGGCUUUACGAGGAGAACGGCUCACUGGUUGCACGGGACUGGGGCCAUACGGAGGGUGUGACAGAUAUCGCUUUUGUACAAAGUGGUGCUGUUGAAAAUGACCGUGAAGAGAAGUCUUUGGUGACAGUAGCAGUGGACGGUACAAUCUUCAUAUGGGGCUUGCUUCUCCAGCCUGCGAAUCGACCAGAAGCAUCGAAAUCCAUGGAUCUUCUUGGGCCGAGUACACCGACAAAUCAAAACUUGCUAGCUAGCAAACCACCUCUACGACGUGUCUUGUCUCAAUCCGAGCUUGCCAGAUUCCAACGCCCCGACGACGAUCAAGUGACCCCGACUGGAAGCAGAUCGCCCAAACUACGCAAGAGGGUGUCUAAGUUUUCGUUGGCUUCGACGCCCAAACUGGAACCUUCGGCACUACCGGGUUACUCACGCGAGCGGGCUGCGGGUACUUCGAGCCAAAAUACGUUGCGGCGGUCGAACCGGAAUCGCUCACCUUCCCCGCCAAGCCCACGGCAUCCACAUGUGACCAAGCGACGUUCAUCGGUAGAUGUCAGGCUUCGGAGCAAAGCUCCGGCAAACGAAUUUGGCAGCAUUGGUGCCCUGACGGAUUCUCUCACUCGUACCCUUCGCGCGUACAGGAAACGGUUGGCGACUUCCCACGACACUUUGAGCGUUGAACUUGUACAGGAGGUAGAGCGCGAGUUGGCGCUAACGACCCGGGCAGUGACAGAGAAAGCCAAGUCAAGCGAUGUGUUCAACGAAGGGGUGAUGCAGAAGCUGCUGGAUCAAUAUUCUGAGCGUCUGCUCAGUACCUUGGACGAGAAAAUUGCCGCGAGCGUUGCUUUCCGCGUGCGGGAAAACAGCGAAAGCGGUAUAUCCACUGGAGGUCUCGUGUCUCCAACAUUGGAUGCGGGUGAAGUCAAAGAAGCGGGCAAAGGAGGCGAAGAGAACAACAAGAGGCACGAAGAUGAUGAUGGUGAAGGAUUGGAUGAUUCUUUGAGGAAUGGAGAACCAUGUUCAGACAAAGGCGACGAGUGA
This is a messenger RNA of Periconia digitata, 3297 nucleotides long. The record is from the annotation of a GenBank genome assembly. NCBI's taxonomy places the organism in Eukaryota, Fungi, Ascomycota, Dothideomycetes, Pleosporales, Periconiaceae.